AUGGAGAUGAACAGUGAAGUAGAUCCUCCUCCCAUCUCCCUCUUGGAUUUGCCUCAAUCCAUCUUGGAUUUCAUUCUGACAUGCCUUUCUCCAAAAGAUCUUUUGACAAUGUCAAAGGUAUGUGUUUUGUUGAAGAGAAAAUGCCAAAGUGAUAGAUUUUGGGAAAAUCACAUAAAAGAGAAAUGGGGGAGACUGAUUUCUGAUGCUGUUUACAAGGAAUGGAAAUGGCACAUUGAAAUUGCCAAAGAUGGAGUUUUGAUGAAGAAAAAUCAAACUGGUUCAAUGGGUUCUUUUAUUGGUGAUUGGCCAAACAUUUGUCUUUGUUCAUACUUAGAAGAUUGCAAGUUCCUCAGUGCUACAAAAUCAAACAACUUCAUGAUGUCUUUGUAUUUAUCUCUACACACUGGUACCUUUUGGUUUCCUGCUCAGGUCUACAAGGGAAUGAUGAUUCACAAUGCCCUGGUCAACUAUGACUCACAAUCUAAUACUUUUCAAGCAAGGUAUCAAAAUGAAAGUUGGAAACUUAUAGGGAAGAACAUUGAAUGGGAUUUGGUGAGAGCUCCCUCAGUUCAAACUUCUCCUUAUCUUCUGCAUGUCUUUCACUCUUUACAAAACUUGAAACCAGAGGAUCAUAUUGAGAUUCAAUUGAGACCAAAUGCACAAUCUCCUUACGAUUGGUUUAACGGUGUUAUUGGGCAUUUGGAGUCAUGCAAUGAAUCUUGUUGUGAGUGUGAAAACAGUGAUACAUUGAUAGUGGAAUUCAGGCAUUUUCCAAAAGUAUCAAAUUUGAGACGAAUCAAGUUAUUCAGAAAUAAGAAGGAAGACCAAAGAGAUGGCAUAGGUGGCUACUGUGAAGGAAUCAGAAAGCUCGAGGACCACCGUGACAUUCAAAAAUGGAACAACCUCUUACUUCAAUUUCAGGUGAAUGUUCGUCCAAGGUUUAUUAAAGUAGUUGAGAUUUAUCACGAUAAUCAGUAUGAUACACGUGUUACAUUGGUCUCCAAUAAUAGGACAUGUCCAAAGGCUGUAGACUAUGAACUGAAUCUUAGAGCUCUUGUGACUCAAAUGGCUGACUUUUGCUGA
Molecule: messenger RNA, 1083 nt
Organism: Vigna umbellata (rice bean)
Lineage: Eukaryota; Viridiplantae; Streptophyta; Magnoliopsida; Fabales; Fabaceae
Source: RefSeq, a predicted model, not a curated record